AUGGCUCAAGCACUCAGGGGCACCACAGGUAGCUAUACUCUGGGCAUGCCAUCAGGACACGGGUGGUCAGUGCACACACAGCGGGGCGGUUCGGAACAUGGGUGGUUGGUGCACACAUCGGGGACAGUUCAGAACAUGGGUGGUCGGUGCACACAACAGGAACAGUUCAGGACACGGGUGGUCAGUGCACACAGCAGGAACAGUUCAGGACACGGGUGGUCAGUGCACACAGCAGGAACAGUUCAGCACACGGGUGGUCAGUGCACAAAGCGGGGACAGUUCAGGACACGGGUGGUCAGUGCACACAACAGGAACAGUUUCAGGACACGGGUGGUCAGUGCGCACAACAGGAACAGUUCAGGACACUCACGGUAA
Molecule: messenger RNA, 375 nt
Organism: Staurois parvus
Lineage: Eukaryota; Metazoa; Chordata; Amphibia; Anura; Ranidae
Source: the annotation of a GenBank genome assembly